UCUUUUUUUUUUUAAUUCAAAAAUCCCAUUUCUCUACUUUUGGUUUUGUUAAGUUUAUAGUUGGGUAGAUGAACAAACUUUGACAGUUUUUGACGGAGAAAACAAAGAAAAAAAAAAAAACUUGGCGUUAUCUAUUUUUGUUAUUUAUUAUAUAUUUGUCAUGAGCUGCUUAUGACCCUUUUUUUAAGAAAAGAGACUUGCAAGUAUGACAUUGUUUCUGUUGAAUUUAAAUACAAGGGAAAAUUGUGAUUUGUUGUUCUGGAAAAAUCUGAUUGGAAAAGAGUUUAAGAGUUAGCUUUGGAUUUGGUAGAGAAAUCUACCAACAAUAUCUUAUUCUUUUAUUACGAGGCCGAAUUUUAUAGGAGCAGAAGUUUGUCAUGUCAAUUAUUUAGUCUUUUUGAAAGGGAAGUAAGGCCAUAUAAAUGUAUUCAGUCUUGAGAGAUUGUUGAUGCGAUUCAGAUUCUCUUUCUCAUUGUUGAUCUUGGAAAGUUUGUUGGAUAAAAGAUGGUAGGAAGCAUUGAUAAUAGGAACCGAAAUGUGUACUUAAACGGGACUAUGCAGAACAACAAUGGCUUGGAAGAGAAGCUUGAUGAGCUAAGAACCUUUCUUGGGAAGACCAAUAGUGAUCCGUUAAGGAUUGUUGGCGUGGGGGCUGGCGCCUGGGGGAGCGUUUUCGCCGCGCUGCUGCAAGAUAGCUAUGGACAGUUCCGGGACAAGGUGCAGAUAAGGAUAUGGAGAAGGGCGGGAAGAGCUAUUGAUAGGGCGACGGCGGAACGCCUCUUUGAAGUGAUCAACUCGAGGGAGGAUGUGCUUAGGAGGUUGAUCCGCCGAUGCGCGUACCUAAAGUACGUCGAGGCAAGGCUUGGGGAUCGAACACUCUAUGCGGAUGAGAUCUUGAAGGACGGAUUUUGCUUGAACAUGAUCGACACCCCGCUCUGUCCUUUGAAGGUUGUGACGAACUUGCAGGAGGCGGUUUGGGAUGCCGACAUUGUGGUGAAUGGCUUGCCUUCGACCGAGACUAGAGAGGUUUUCGAAGAGAUUAGCAAGUAUUGGAAGGAAAGGAUCACAGUGCCUAUCAUAAUCUCUUUGGCUAAAGGUAUUGAGGCCGCUUUGGAACCGGUUCCGCAUUUGAUAACUCCGACGCAAAUGAUCAAGCGGGCAACUGGGACCCCUAUAGAGAACAUUCUUUACCUCGGUGGACCGAACAUCGCUUCAGAGAUCUACAACAAGGAAUACGCGAAUGCUCGGUUAUGUGGAGCUGAGAAGUGGAGAAAACCACUGGCAAAAUUUCUAAGGCAGCCCCAUUUUAUUGUGUGGGACAAUAGUGAUCUUGUCACACAUGAAGUCAUGGGUGGCUUGAAAAAUGUCUAUGCCAUUGGUGCAGGAAUGGUAGCGGCGCUUACAAAGGAGAGUGCUACUAGCAAAUCGGUAUAUUUUGCGCAUUGUACAUCGGAGAUGAUAUUCAUUACUCAUUUGUUGUCCGAAGAGCCUGAGAGGCUUGCAGGGCCUUUGCUGGCGGACACAUACGUAACCUUGUUGAAAGGGCGUAAUGCAUGGUACGGCCAAAUGAUAGCAAAAGGCGAAUUAAGCCGGGAUAUGGGCGAUAGUAUCAGCGGCAAAGGGAUGAUUCAGGGUGUGUCUGCAGUGGGAGCUUUUUAUGAACUUCUAAGUCAGUCAAGCCUAAAUGUAUUGCAUCCUGAAGAGAACAAGCCUGUUGCUCCUGUACAGCUCUGUCCUAUCUUGAAGACGCUAUACAAAAUACUGAUAACCGGGGAACAGUCACCACAAGCCAUUCUUGAAGCCUUAAGGGAUGAAACCUUAAACGAUCCGAGGGAGCGAAUUGAGAUUGCACAAAGCCAUGUUUUCUACAGGCCUUCACUUCUUGGACAGCCUUGAUUAGUUUGCAAAUUGCAACUCAUAUAUUUUGGUACAAUAUAAUAUAUCUCUAUAGAAGUAAACUAAAAGAACUGAGCUGUAAAUGGAAAAUAUCUUGGAUUUUUUGUUUUCGGAAGUGAAAUGUGUACGUUUUCCUUGUGUUUUCAACAAUAAGUUGAUGAGUUGACUGA
Morus notabilis is the source of this 2066-nucleotide messenger RNA. RefSeq names its product glycerol-3-phosphate dehydrogenase [NAD(+)] GPDHC1, cytosolic. Gene Ontology annotation, molecular function: NAD binding; glycerol-3-phosphate dehydrogenase [NAD(P)+] activity. NCBI's taxonomy places the organism in Eukaryota, Viridiplantae, Streptophyta, Magnoliopsida, Rosales, Moraceae. The record is from RefSeq and is a predicted model, not a curated record. Gene Ontology annotation, biological process: glycerol-3-phosphate catabolic process; carbohydrate metabolic process. Gene Ontology annotation, cellular component: cytosol; glycerol-3-phosphate dehydrogenase (FAD) complex. The coding region runs from base 505 to 1896 and encodes 463 amino acids. The transcript is spliced from 5 exons.